AUGAAGCAGAAUGCACUUAGGUUCGAGUUCAAUCUGGAGGCCAGCACAAUGGCGUUCGAUAGCGAGAUGUUCUUGGAGAGAUUGGAGUUGGGGAUUUGCAGGUCUGGGUUGGAGUCUAGCCAUGUGGAAAGAGCCCAAAUGGAGUCCGACGCGGUGGAAUUGGUAAGCGACUUCAGAACGGGCGAGAACGUCAGCAAUGUGAGGAGGAUCAAAAUGGCCGACUUGAGGGUGUCGAACAGGUCUGGCGGGUUGGGUUCGACCAGCAACUUUUCAAGGUCCAGAGUCCCGUCUCUGGUGGUGAUUGCGUCGAUCGACUGCUGGAACGGAGAACUGGAUCUGGAGGUUGGCCGCGACCGCGAGAUGUUGAACCGGGGGAUUCUGGACGGUCUAAUAAGCUGCUCGAUCUUGAGUUUUUGA
Molecule: messenger RNA, 417 nt
Organism: Ogataea philodendri
Lineage: Eukaryota; Fungi; Ascomycota; Pichiomycetes; Pichiales; Pichiaceae
Exons: 2
Coding region: 1-417 (138 amino acids)
Source: RefSeq, a predicted model, not a curated record